AUGACGGAGGUGCGUAUGCGCCUGCGCCAAAAGGGCCAGCAGUUUCCUACGCAAGACUCUCCACGCCACCUCAAGAAGUCGCGGACACUCUUUGACUGCCCCCAAGUAGAAGCCUUCCUCCUCGCGUUCGGCGACAACGACUACCCCCUCCCCGAAACGGUGCGGGUGCUGGAUGAAAUUGUAACCGACUACAUAAUCGAGUCGUGCCACGAAGCAGCCGCCGUAGCGCACCACGCACGACGAGCAAAGAUCAAGCUGGACGACUUCAAGUUCAUGCUGCGCAGAGACACGGGCAAGCUGGGCCGCGUCAGCGAGAUGCUAGAGACCGACAAGGAGCUGAAGCGAAAGCGAAAGGCAUUCGACACGGACGAGGGGGCGGUGCUGCAGAAGGGCGACGCAAAGGCGGACGAGGACGAGGGACAGAGUGCUGCUGCUGUGAAGCGCGCGAAAGGCGCAGAUGAGGACGGGGAGCGCAAAAAGAAGAAGAAGAAGAAAAAAAAGGACAAGGUCAAGGGUGAGAAGUUCAGGGAUGACGAGAGCGUGCUGUAG
Molecule: messenger RNA, 549 nt
Organism: Ascochyta rabiei
Lineage: Eukaryota; Fungi; Ascomycota; Dothideomycetes; Pleosporales; Didymellaceae
Exons: 2
Coding region: 1-549 (182 amino acids)
Biological process (GO): transcription by RNA polymerase II; RNA polymerase II preinitiation complex assembly
Cellular component (GO): transcription factor TFIID complex
Molecular function (GO): protein heterodimerization activity
Source: RefSeq, a predicted model, not a curated record